This is a messenger RNA of Paramecium sonneborni, 1603 nucleotides long. The record is from the annotation of a GenBank genome assembly. NCBI's taxonomy places the organism in Eukaryota, Ciliophora, Oligohymenophorea, Peniculida, Parameciidae.
GAAAAUGUUUCGGAUAGCAGAUAAAAUAUAAUCUAUAUUAUGUCCUAUGCACAAAAAACCCAUCAAAUAUUUAAAUAUUGGUUAGAAUUGUUAAUUGGAAUAGAGAAUAGGAUGCUCUUCAUGUAUGGGUGGAAAUUUUAUAGAUUUUGAAUUAGCGGAAGAACUUCUUGAAAAAUUGCAUAAUGGCAACAGUGAUGAUGAUAUGAAAUAACAAUUAAAGAUUGACUUUUUGCAUACCUUAAAUCAAUUUAAAAAUUAAGUCAAUAAAAUGUUAGAUAACAUGGAAAUAUUAGUAUAAUCUAUGAACAAGAGCUCUGAUUCUCUAAUUAAUUGGCUAAACCAAAUUAAAGAAGCUGCUCAAUUUAAUACUGAGGAUUUAAAAUAAAUAGCUUCUAAAUUAGGCUUAUAUAUAGUCAAAUAAGGUGAUUAAUUUUAACCUAGAGUUAAUGAGUAAUGGUCAAAUUAAAUCAAUAAAUAUGCUUUAAUACUAUAAAAAUCAAGUUUACUAAUUAAUUAAAAAAUACUUGAGAAAGAAUUAAAUCCAUCCUCUGAAUAGACUGAUAUUAGAACCUUAAAUCCACCAAAACAAAUUUAAACAAUUAAUUCAAAAAAUUCAUUGUCCUUAAAAUAAGAAGAUAUUGAGUAAUAAUUUUAAAAACAAAACUAAAAUUACAUAAUGGAAAUUGAUGAAUAAAAAAAGAAGAUUGAAUUUUUAGAAGCUUAGAUUGAAAAAUAUCAUAACUUGUACAACAAACUAAAGAACGAUAACAAAGAAUUAACUUCUGAAACACCUUAAGUUAAUCAAAUUAUUAAUAAAGGAGUAUCUGAAAAAAAAGAACUUCAAAAAAGCCCCAUAUAAAAAUAAGAUAGAGAGUAAUUAUAAAUAUAAAAAUAUUUGGAUGAAAAAACAAUUAAUCAUCCUCUUUGGAAAGAAUUUAUCAAUGAAAUGGAUCAUAUAAAAAAUUAAUUAAAAUGGAUAGAAUUUAAAUUUGCAGAACAAUUAUAUCAAUUCAAUUAAACUGCUGUUUAGGAAUAAGAGAAGAAAUUGUUAUAUUUCAGCAAAAAAACAUCAGAAAACUAAAACUUUUCUAAGUUUUAUCUAAAUUAGUUAAUAGCUUAAUUGCAAACAAUUAACAAAUUGCUACUAGAUUCUUAAACUAUGUAUAAAAUGGAUAAUAUUGUUGUUUCUAAAAAUUUUCAGGAUGAACAAGAUUUAAAAAAAAAAGUUUAAGAAACAAUUGAUUAUAUCAGAAAUCAUAAAUAACAUCUAGAUGUUUGUUAAGUAGAGCUAUAAUAUGUUUAAGAACUUAUGUCAAUAAACGAAUUAUCAAAAUGUAAUUUAGUUAACAGCAGAGACUUAUAAAAAUAUUUUUAAAGACUUACUGACAAAAACAAAUAUGGAAUAUUUUAUAUUAAUAAUAAUGUCUUACUUAAAAACUCUAAAAGUCUUCAAUAAGUAGUAAUAAAUAAUUUAUAAGAUAAUUAAUUAAAAGAUAAUCUGCAAAUAGACAAAGAUUUUAUUUUGGUAAAUAAAUUUGUUUGGAAAUUUAUUUCUACAUUGUACUUUAGCAGUGGUCCAGAAAUCUUGAUCAAAGAAAAUUGA